UUGGAUCAAUUAUGAUAUGAAAAGUUUCAAGAACAUUUAUAAUAUAGUUUCAAAGCAUAUGUUGGUUAGAAUUUAAUACGGGCACUAACUCUUCACUCUCUGUCCAAAAUCCGGUAACCACAUAUCAUGGCGGCGCAGAUGGCGGUAAAUUCGGGAGCCAGUCUGUGGGGGCCGCUGAAGGAGCUAUGGGAGACGGUGGAGGGAGCUGUUAUGAGGAGGCAGUCGGAGAGUGUCCACCUCCUCGACUUGCAGCUGAAGAAACACAAGCCACACUUUCUGUCUCUGUACAAAAACCCUCCAAAGAGUGCAGAGCAGAGGGACAAAGUGCGCAAAGCUAGCACAGAAGGCAUAGCCAUCCAAGGCCAACAAGGCUCACGACUGGUGCCUGAGCAGCUCCUGGCAGAAGCGCUGAUCCUCAGUGACAUGUUUGAUAUGGGAGAGUUGGCAGCCCUGGAGCUGCUAUUGGCAGGGGAGCACCAGCAGCCGCACUUCCCGGGACUGACCCGUGGGCUGGUGGCUGUGCUGCUCUACUGGGACGGCAAGCUCUGUGUGGCCAACUCCCUGCGGUCCCUCAUUCAGUCCCGUCCAGGCAAGACCUUCACGUUGGAGCUCAGUGGAGAGCUUGUGGCCUUGACCACGCGGUUCACAGAUGAACUGAUGGGCCAGGGUCUGACCAAGCGCAUCCUGAGCUUGGUGUCCGAGGUCAACGUGACACGGGAGUUUGAGCGUCUGCAGAAACAACGCGGUCUUGGCAACGAGAAGCACCGGAAACAGGUAUUGGACCUCAUCAAGGAAUCUAGACAAGCAUUGGCAGACAGCUUGUUUUCAUGGACCUGCCAAUCCCCUCUGACUAAAGAUGACACCCUGGCCCUAAUUGGCCACUUGGAGACAGUGACAGUUGAAGCUGAUGGCUCAUUGGACAGUGUAAACCUUUCUCUGGUCAUGGCAUUGCUGUACUGUUUGGACGUCAGCUUCCUAGAGCAAGGAACCGAAGAUAGGGAAGAUCUGCUUCAGGCCCUGCCCUUGUUGACGGAGAGGGACUACGUGCUUGCGGUGCAUAACCGUUUGCUGGAAGGGCCUACCUGGAAGAUUCCUGGCCUACAGGCUGUUUGUCGGCUUGCGUGGGCUCUGGUUUUGAGGGCUCUGUCCCAGCUUCCACAGGGCUCCUCCCUUGUGGAGUUCACGGAGUCAGACGAGGCUCUGGCUGACCUGGCCCUCCUGGGAGACGUCUUCCUGUUCAUGAAAGAUGGCAUGCUGGGAUGUGAAGGGUUCACCCAGGAAGAGUUCUACAUCCGUCGCCUUCAUACCUUAAUUACAGACUUUCUGGCUCUCAUGCCGAUCAAGGUGAAGCAGCUGCGUAACCGUGCCGAUGAGGAUGCCCGCUUGGUGUAUAUGUCCCUACAGAUGGGCAGUGAGCCCCCUUCGUCGUUACGGAAAGACCUAGACCACCUCAUGUUCCUGAUCGGUGAGUUCUACAGCAAAGACCCGUUUGGUCUGGAGCUCGGUCUAGAGUUCUGGGCUCCCACAGAGUCUCUUCAUCACACCAACCUGCAGGGCUCGUAUCUGGGCAUGGCCCUGCAAAGACCCCCGCAUAAACAGGUGGUGCUAUCCAAGUUUGUGCGUCAGAUGGGAGACCUGCUCCCCUCUACCCUGGUCAUCCCUUACCUGAGGAUGUUGAAGGGUCUGGCCAACGGACCGCAGUGUUCCCACUACUGCUUCAGCCUGCUGAAGACCAACGGAGCCACUCAUGGGGACACCAUGCAGGGCAUGACAGGCCGGCCGGUGUCCUGGGAACUCUUGUUCCACUCUCUGAUGCUGUACUAUGAGAACCUGCGGCGGGACCUACCCAGCCCGGAGGCCGCCAACCUCUACCGCCACCCGCCCACCCGCGGGAUCACCCAGAGGGAGGUGGACGGGCUCACCUCCUACCUGGAGCUGCUCACCACCAUCAUCACCUGGAGUGAGAAUGCGCGGCUGGCGUUGUGUGAGCACCCCCAGUGGACGCCGGUGGUAGUGGUCCUGGGCCUGCUCCAGUGCAGCGUGCCCCCCGUCCUCAAGGGGGAGCUCCUACGCUGCCUGGCUGCCUUCGGCAAGUCUCCUGAGAUCGCUGCCUCCCUCUGGCAGUCCCUGGAGUACACCCAGAUCCUCCAGACAGUGAGAAUACCUGGACAGAGACAGGCGGCUGGCAUUGAGGUGGAGCUCAACGAGAUCGAGUCCAGCUGCGAGGAAUACCCUCUGACCCGGGCCUUCUGCCAGCUGAUCAGCACGUUGGUCGAGAGCAGCCUGCCCGUCAACCUGGGGGCGGGACUGCGGGCGCCAGGGUUCGACCCCUACCUCACUUUCCUGCGGGACGCCGUGUUCCUCCCCUUCCCCACCAGGGCCUAUUGCCACGCCGCCGAGAAGUGGGAGGUGGCCGACGGCGUCCUGGAGGUGUUCCACAAGCUGCUGCGGGACUAUGAGCCCCAGCCCGCCGACUUCCUCCAGGAGAUGGUGGAGCUCCACGGGGAGCAGGUGCCGGCCCAUAAGCCCCCGGGCCACAGCAUCAUGUUCCACCUGCUCAACGACUCGCCCACCCUGGCCCUCUGCCUCAGCCUGCUGGAGGAGGGGGUGCGGCAGCUGGACACCUACGCACCCUUCCCCGGCAAGAAGCACCUGGAGUCGGCGGUGCUGCACUGCCUGUGCCUGCUGGAGCUGGCCCUGCAGAAGGAGGUGGUGUUCAUGGACUUGCUGCGGGAGAGCCAGGCCUCGCUGCUGGUCUCCCCUCUGGAGCAGCUCCUCCAGGGGGUCAGUCCUCAGACCCGCCGGGCCGACCACAUCGUCAACAUAGCCAGUUAUCUGUACCACAGCAGCUCCAACCCGGAGGCAGCCUUCCAGAGUGCAAAGAUCCUUCGUCACGUCGCCCGUUACCCCAACAUCCAGAUCAGGCUGGUGGGGGACUUCACCCACGACCCGGCUGUAAGUGACAAGCUCAUGGCAGGCUUCGUGGAAUGUCUGGACAUUGAUGAGGCAGAAGAGUCGGUGGAGAAGGAAGAAGAAACAGACUCGCAAAACAAGGUGGCGAGGAUCCGGCACGAGAUCAAGAUCCACAUCCUGAACCUGCUGAUGACGUCGCUGGAGCUGAAGCCUCCCAACCUGGCACUGUACCUGCUGGGCUACGAGGUCAAGAAAGCCGUCUCCUCCACCAACCUGCAGGACCCAGGUGUGCUCGGAUGUCCACGGAGCUGCCUGCACGCCAUCCUGAGUCUGCUGCAGCGCGGCAGCGAGAAGAGGUCCGGCCCGGUGCUCAGCCAGCAGGCCCCUCACCUAGCUGAGCUCUGCUACCAGGUGAUCUACCAGCUGUGUGCCUGUUCGGACACGUCGGGGCCCACCAUGCGCUACCUGAGGACCAGCCAGGACUUCCUGUUCUCUCACCUGCAGCACAUGCCCUUUUCCCUGCCAAGCAACCAGAUCGCUGCUCUCUCCCAGAUGUCGUGGCUGAUGAAAACGGCGGCCAUCGAGCUGCGAAUGACCUCCCUCAACCGCCAGCGCUCGCACACACAGCGCCUCGUGAGCCUGCUGCUGGACGACCAGCCCCCCACACAGCACACCGUUGAUGGAGAGCUGGGAAUGGAGGAAGAGACCAGAUCAGUCUGCGGCUUCCUCCAUUUCGACACAGCCUCAAAAGUGCGCAGGAAGCUGCUGUGUGUACUGGACGCCAUCGAGUUCAGCCAAGACAUCCCAGACCUGCUGCAGCUCGACUUCUUUGAGCGCGCUCAGAUCGAGCUGGUGAUCACCAACUGUGAGCACGUCAACGAGCAGGGACACACGGUCUGCAACGUCAAGCUGUUACAUCGCGUGCUGGUUGCUGAAGUGAACGCCCUUCAAGGAAUGGCCGCCAUUGGUCAGAGGCCACUUUUGAUGGAGGAGGUGAACUCCAUCCUGCAGCAGGUGGUGGAGAGGAACCACGUGCGCCGCAGCCUGAACGCCAAGCGCCACGCCCUGCAGUCCUGGAGGGGCCUGGUGGAGACGCUGCUGACCGCCUGCCCCGCCGACCUCAUACCGCCGGACGACCGGCAGCUCAUCAUCAGAGACCUGCUGCUGGACCUGCACGACAAGGUGUUAUCGGAGGACGCUGCAGGAGAGCUGAUGCCCAUCGUGGCGGGGGCGGUCUUCACGCUGGCGGCCCAGCUCAGCCAGUCCAUCCUGUCGGAGCAGCAGCAGGGGGUGGGGCUGGACGGGGACGGGUCCUCGGGCUUCGCCUCCAUCGCCAACUCCGCCCUGCACCUCAUCCUCCGCAAGAUGCUCGACUUCAUCCUCUGCACGGGCGGGGGGUUCCAGCGCCUGCGAGCCCACCUGUAUGGCGCUCUGCUCUACUACCUCCAGAUGGCCCAGAAGCCAGAGGAGCCCGACACGCUACAGACAGGGAAGUCCAUGUGGGAGCGCCUGACCGCCCCAGAGGACAGCUUCUCCAAGCUGCAGAGGGAGAACCUGUCCAUCAUCGAGAGCUACGGCACCGCCCUGAUGGAGGUGGUGUGCCGGGACGCCUGCGACGGGCACGAGAUAGGCCGGAUGCUGGCCCUGGCGGUGCUGGACCGCAUCCUGUCCAUCGACCGGCAGAGCCAGUGGCUGCUGUACCUGUGCAACAGCGGCUACCUGAGGGUGCUGGUGGAGAGCCUGCGGCAGGACGACGGGGCGCUGCAGGGCCUGCUCACGCCCCAGCCGCCGCUCCUCAAGCCCCUCUACAUCUACGAGAGCAAGAUGGCCUUGCUGACUCGCGUGGCCAAGACGAGCGAGGGUGCGGUGGAGCUGCUGCGCUGCGGCCUGGUGGCCCAGCUGAUGGAGUGCCAGGUGUACGACAUGCUCCCGGACAGCGACGCACACAGGGUCAUGAGGGACCCGUCAGGGUUCAUCCCUAGCCCGCUGGACCGCUACCGCCAGAUUCUUCUGCCCGCACUCAGGCUGUUCCAGAUCAUCCUGACGUCCACCACCAUGAACCACCAGCAGGGGGCACCACAGGUCCUUCAGUGGCUGAUCGUCCACGCAGACACCAUCCAGUCUCUGCUGCGCUGUCAGGAGCUCAGCAUGGGGGCCUUGCAGGAGCUCUCUCUGCUCACAGGCAUCAUCAGCAAGACGGCCCUACCAGGAGUCCUCAAGCUGAGCGGGGAGGUCCACAGCGCUGUGGUGAUGGAGUUCCAGGGUCACAUCAACAGGUUCCAGCGCAUGUGCCUGUCUCUGCUGGGCCGGCUGGCCGGGGGCGAGCGGGAGAGGCUGCUGAAGCAGGCGGAGGCGGCGGCCCCCGGAGACCCCGCGGAGAGGAGGGAGGAGAUGGAGGUGGCCAUGCAGCAGGUGUGUGCCAACAUCAUGGAGUACUGCCAGACCCUGCUGCUGCAGAGCUCGGCGCAGGCCCAGUUCACCAUCUGCCUCUUCAGCCCGUCUGGCAGCGAGCCGGCUGGCAGGGACGGAGCGCGAGCAGACCUCUCGUCCACGCUGCCAGCAGCCGCCUCCUCGCGGGUGCCCAGCCUGGGCCUGGUGCUGUACCUGCUGAAGAGCAGCGCUGCCGACUUCUCCCGCUUCCACCAGAGCCACCGCCAGAGCCUCAGCAAGCUGCAGGGCCUGGCCCAGCUGCCCCCCGAGGAGCUGAAGGAGCUGUGCCAGGGGCUAGUGUCAGGCCCUGGAGGCGUGGACAAGAUCUCAUCGGUCCAGAGGAGCCUGCUCGCCAAGAGGCGCCUGGUCCAGCUCAUCAACAACCGAGCUAAGCUGCUGGCCCUCUGCUCCUAUGUCAUUGAAACCUGCCUAUUUGUGUUGUGGCGCCACCUAGAGUACUACCUGAUGUACUGCACCCCGUCGGACCCCAAGAAUGCCCUGUUGCCUGGAGCGAGCUCAUUCAGAUCUCGCUUUGCCGAUGACUCCUUGCAAGGAAGUGGGCGUGGCCUGGGUUUGUCCAGAGUCAGCCAGCAGGAUCUCGAUCAGCUCCAGGCGGACAUGGCAGCGGGCUUCGGGGAGGCUCUCCAGAGGAAGCUGCUGGAGGUGGAGGGUCUGUACGGGGAGGUCCGCUCCCGCUACACCUUCAUCCAGGCCCUGGUCCGAAGGAUCCGCGGCCUCCUCCGACGCACCAAGAGCUGAGGUCUCUGGGGGGAUAGGCGCACACUGACGGACACUGAGACCACCGCUCGGCUCUUUAUUCAACACGCUCUCUGAAGCGCAGAGGAACCACACCCGCCUACACCAGUGGAGGCACGACUGCCAUGGAGCGUUUUUCUGGCGCUGAGCAACAACCUUUGAACCUGUGCUCUUUAGUAUUAUAUCAUGCAUCUUAUGUGUGUGUGGGAUUCCAGACGAGAUAAUUAAAUGACUUGAUGUGAUUAAGUGCUAUGCAGCUUGCACGUAUCAAGCAUGCGUAUGAAAAAUAACUAACUGAACAGAGUUGACGUUUAACUUGACGUGCGACCAUUUGUUAUCGCUUCUGGUAUGAUUGCUAUUGUGGUUUAUAUAUUUGUGUAUUUUUCUUUCUUUUGGAAAUAAACUUUAAAAUGGA
Gadus macrocephalus (Pacific cod) is the source of this 6514-nucleotide messenger RNA. It is a transcript of the gene nup205, whose product is annotated as nucleoporin 205. Gene Ontology annotation, cellular component: nuclear pore inner ring; nuclear pore. Gene Ontology annotation, biological process: nuclear pore organization. Gene Ontology annotation, molecular function: structural constituent of nuclear pore. The record is from RefSeq and is a predicted model, not a curated record. Bases 127 to 6102 code for a protein of 1991 amino acids. The transcript has 42 exons. NCBI's taxonomy places the organism in Eukaryota, Metazoa, Chordata, Actinopteri, Gadiformes, Gadidae.